Arachis stenosperma is the source of this 1068-nucleotide messenger RNA. RefSeq lists its product as uncharacterized. The transcript is spliced from 10 exons. NCBI's taxonomy places the organism in Eukaryota, Viridiplantae, Streptophyta, Magnoliopsida, Fabales, Fabaceae. The record is from RefSeq and is a predicted model, not a curated record. The coding region runs from base 1 to 1068 and encodes 355 amino acids.
AUGGACUCAAGAAAAAGAAAGCAGAGGCAAGACGAGUCAGAUUCUGAUUCAGAAUCUGAAUCUGAACCAAGUGAUGAGAGCGAAGAAUCAUCGCCUGCGGAGAAGGAGAAGAAAAAGAAAGAAACAAAAACAACUCCAAAAAAUGAGAGAUAUGAAAUAUCAAGUGACGAACUCGAUGAAUGGCUAAGGAAAAACGUUGAUAAAUCUGCUGCAGAGGGGGAGAACCAAGCUGACCUGCGAUCGACAGAAGGUCGCUAUGUGUCCUCUGAAACACUACCGGCUGUGAACUUGGGAAGUGAUGAUCCUUCCUCUCAAGGACGCACAGAACAGAGUAGUGUAAACCAGCCGUCUCAGAGCAUGUUGACUCCGACUGAUUCGAAUAUGAUGGUUGUUAGGGAACAAACACCGUCGGAAGCGCUUGCAAUAGUCCCGAUCCAGUUUUUUGUGCCGGCAUCCCAACAAACAACCACUGACGCAGAUUUCGAACCAACCCCUAUGCUACAGAUUGAAGGGGCUAGAGAAACCACUUCUGAAACCCCCAAACAACUUCAAGAAACCCCCAAACAACUUCAAGAAACAACACCCAAGCUUCCCCCAGCUCCAACAAAAAUUCAUCCAGACGCAGAGGACGCUGCUGCCCUGUUGAUGAUGGCACGGACAGCAACCUAUGUUCCUAAAACAGAUCCGGGGAUGCCAUCAUUCAGCCUCGGAUUGACAGAUUCAAGCCAGGAGGGGGCGUCAACGCAGGAGACAGAAAGGGAAAAAUCUCCAGAAACUGCAACUAUUGCGGCAAAGGGAAAAGACGAAAGUCCACAAAUUCAGAGUGAGACUGGGGGAGAAAGUUCUGCAAAGUUUGAAACUCCUGGGGGAAUAAAUCAAAUUCCGGAUGAUAUGAAACAAAAGUGCUACAUCUGGGAGACGAGACUGAAGGAAGAUGCAAAAGGCGAUACUGACGAGUUUGAGGAGAUAUGCACUCUGAUUGGCCAAGGAGAAUACAUUUUGAUGAGAAUGCACCUUGCAUCCCUCCAGGCAAAAAGUGAUAUAGAAUCUCAGGUAAUUUUAGUCUAA